Paramuricea clavata is the source of this 567-nucleotide messenger RNA. The record is from the annotation of a GenBank genome assembly. NCBI's taxonomy places the organism in Eukaryota, Metazoa, Cnidaria, Anthozoa, Malacalcyonacea, Plexauridae.
AUGCUUCGUCAACGUCUCACUACAGAACGUGUGUUGGCAGAGUUUGAACGUGUGAUCCAAUCCAAUCGCCAUUUUAUUCUCAACGAUAGUGUGGAUGUCAAUGUUGUUCAUGUGGAAAUGCCUCACGGCGGUAAAGGUACGAAGCGUAGCGAGAUUAAUUUGGAAAAGCAUUUAAUGAAGAAAUGCUCAAUCAUACGGAUACGGAACAAUGAUCAACUUUGUUUGGCGAGGGCCCUGGUCGUUGCGAAAGCCAAAAUUGAUAACGAUCCACAGUAUACGAGCAUUGUUGAUCAUUGCAGGGCUAUACAAACCCGUUUGGCUCGAGAAUUACAUCACAAAGCUGCCGUCCUUUUGGGUUCUUGUGGUUUGGAUGAAGUCAAACGGUUUCAGACGUACCUUUCCGAUUACCAGAUCAAUAUUGUGUCCAAGGAACAUCAGAAUUCUCUCAUUUAUGUUGGUUGCGAUCAAGAGAAGAGAAUUUAUCUGUACCUUUAUGAUAAUCAUUACGAUGUCAUUACCACCAUGCCCGGCUUUUUGGCGCGAUCCAUGUACUGUCAUACCCUGUAA